UAAGGAUUUUUGCGCUAAUGAAGGUGGGAGUACGGGCGCAUUAUUGGAUCGGGGUGCUCUUCAUGUAUAUGGGGCUGUUGGCUGCAUCGGUUGAAGCUCAAAAUUGCAGUGACACGCUACACAGUCCAAAUGGGACAAUAGAAAGCCCUGGGUACCCAUAUGGAUAUCCAAACUACGUCAACUGCACAUGGGUUAUUGUGGCACAGGAACACAACCGGAUACAGUUGGUAUUUCAAGGCUUUGCUUUGGAGGAGGACUUUGACAUCCUUUCAGUUUAUGAUGGGCAGCCUAGUCCAGCAAACCUACGGACAAGGUUGACAGGGUUUCAACUUCCUGCCCCUAUAGUCAGCACAGGCCCAAGGCUCACACUAUGGCUGCUAUCAGACUAUGCUGUAAGCGGCCAGGGCUUCAAAGCAGUAUACGAAGCCCUUCCAAGCUACACCUGUGGAAAUCCAGGCCAGCUGCUCAAUGGCAUGCAUCAGGGCUCCACUUUCAACAUCGGGGACAAGAUCCGCUACAGCUGCAACCAGGGCUACGUGCUGGAAGGCCACACUGUGCUGUCCUGCCUGGCCACCUCCUCCGGCACCGCAGCCUGGGACUUCCCCCUCCCGUACUGCCGAGCGGACGAUGGAUGUGGCGGCACACUACGGGGUCAGAGUGGUGUCAUCACCAGUCCAAACUACCCGCAGGAGUAUAACAACAAUGCGGACUGCACCUGGACUGUGCUGGCUGAGCCAGGUGACACCAUCGCUCUGGUCUUCUCUGACUUUCAGUUGGAAGAGGACUAUGAUGUUCUGGAGAUAACCGGCACAGAAGGAUCCUCCCAGUGGUUUACUGGUCCAAACCUGCCAUCACCCAUCAUCAGCAGCAAAAACUGGCUGAGGCUCCACCUCACAUCCGAUGGCAACCACAAACUCAGAGGCUUCAGUGCUCAGUAUCAAGUGAAGAAAAUGACAGAACUGAAGUCCAGAGGGGUGAAGAUGCUGCCAAGUAAAGACAACCACAGCAAGAUAUCAGUUUUAUCGCAGAUGGGGGUGGCACAAGGACACAACAUGUGUCCAGACCCAGGAAUCCCAGAGAGGGGCAAAAGAAAAGGCUCAGAUUACAGGCGGGGUGCUACUGUUCACUUUUCUUGUGAUGAAGGAUACGAGCUUCAGGGCUCCAAGAGCAUCACCUGCCUGCGAGUUACAGACAGUUACGUGGGCUGGAGUGACGACCGGCCGAUCUGCAGAGCUCCUAUGUGUGGGGGUCAACUCCGUGGACCUAAUGGCAUUAUCACUUCCCCAAACUUCCCAGUACAAUAUGACAACAAUGCUAACUGCACUUGGAUCAUCACAGCGUCUGACCCUUCCAAGGUGAUCAAGCUGACUUUUGAGGAGUUUGACUUGGAGCGCGGCUAUGAUACUCUAACCGUGGGUGACGGAGCUGUAAUCAGUGAUCACCGGACAGUAUUUCAUGUGCUGUCUGGGACCACAACCCCAGAUCUGGUGGUCAGCACCAGCCAUCAGAUGUGGCUCAAUUUCAAGACUGAUGACACCAGUGGCUCCCUGGGCUUCAAGGUUUCGUAUGAAGAAAUUGACCAGGGUGGGUGCGGAGACCCAGGAAUCCCAGCCUAUGGCAAGAGGGAAGGCUCAGGCUUCCGACAUGGUGACAAGCUAUAUUUUGAGUGCCUUCCAGCCUUUGAGCUGGUGGGAAAAAAAAACAUUACAUGCCAGAAGAAUAAUCAGUGGUCAGCCAAGAAGCCAAGCUGUGUCUUUUCAUGUUUCUUCAACUUUACAACUUCAUCUGGAGUCCUACUGUCACCAAACUACCCUCAGGAGUACGGCAACAACAUGCACUGUGUGUGGCUGAUCAUCGCCAAACCAGAGAGCCGCAUUAACCUGGCCUUCAAUGACCUGAGCAUGGAGAAACAAUUUGACUUCUUGUCCAUAAAAGAUGGCGGCAAGGCAGAGUCGCCCAUUCUGGGAACCUUUUCUGGUGAUGUGCUGCCGUCACCCAUCACUACCAGCAGCCACGUGGCCCGUCUUGAGUUUCUGACUGAUCAUACGUACACAGACCGUGGCUUCAACAUCACUUUCACCACAUUUCGGCACAACGAGUGUCCCGACCCUGGUGUUCCUGUAAACGGAAAACGUUUUGGCGAGAGUCUACAACUUGGCAGCUCCAUUUCUUUCCUGUGCGAGGAGGGGUUUGUGAAGACCCACGGCUCUCAAACCAUCUCCUGUAUCCUCAAAGAUGGAAAUGUUGUGUGGGACAAUGCUGUGCCACGUUGCGAAGCUCCAUGUGGUGGAAACCUGAAGGCUUCUAUUGGCAUCAUUCUAUCCCCAGGCUGGCCUGAGCUUUAUAAAGAGGCCCUCAAUUGUGAGUGGAUCAUCGAGGCCCCACCAGGAUAUCCUAUCAAGAUCAUCUUUGACAAAUUCCGGACUGAGGUUAACUAUGAUGUUCUCGAGGUACGGGACGGCCGGUAUCCUUCUUCGCCUCUGAUUGGCAGUUAUCAAGGCACACAGGUUCCGCAGUUCCUGAUCAGUACCUCCAACUUCCUGUACCUGCUCUUCACCACCGACAAGAGCCACUCCGACAUAGGCUUCCGCAUUCGAUAUGAGACAUUGCAGCUGCAGUCGGACCACUGUGUUGAUCCUGGAAUCCCAGUCAACGGUCAGCGCCACGGCAAUGAUUUCUAUGUGGGCGCACUGGUGAUGUUCAGUUGUGAAGCAGGAUACACCCUAAGUGACAAUGAGCCCCUUGAGUGUGAACCCAACUUCCAGUGGAGUCGGCCCCUCCCCAGCUGUGAUGCACUUUGUGGAGGAUUUAUUCAGGGGAACAGUGGCACCAUUCUAUCCCCUGGUUUUCCCGACUUCUACCCCCAUAACCUCAACUGUACCUGGAUGAUUGAGACUUCACAUGGUAAAGGUGUCCAGUUUACCUUCCACACUUUUCACUUGGAGAGUCCGCACGAUCACCUUUUAGUCACAGAAAACGGUAGUUUCUCUCAGCCCUUAUGGAGACUGACUGGCUCUACUUUGCCUCUCCCUCUCAGCGCUGGCCUCUUUGGCAACUACACAGCUCAGAUCCGCUUCCUUUCGGACUUCUCUGUGUCCUAUGAGGGCUUCAACAUCACUUUCUCAGAAUAUGAUCUGGAGCCUUGUGAAGAUCCCGGUGUUCCCACCUUCAGCACCCGUAAGGGGCUGCAGUUUGGGGUGGGGGACGCUCUCAUCUUCUCCUGUUUUCCGGGGUACCGUCUGGAGGGGCCAGCGAGGGUGAUCUGUCUAGGGGGGCGUCGGCGGGUGUGGAGUUCCCCUCUGCCAAGGUGUGUUGCUGAGUGCGGGUCAUCUGUUACUGGGAAACAAGGAGUCUUACUCUCUCCCAACUACCCUGGUUACUAUGGUAACAACCAUGAGUGCAUCUACUCCAUCCAAACCCAGCCCGGAAAAGGGAUCCAGCUCCGAGCAAGGGAUUUCCAUCUGGAAGAGGACGAUGUGCUUAAGGUGUAUGACGGUAGCAGUAACAAUGCCCGCUUGCUGGGUGCCUUCACGGACACAGAGCUAAUGGAUGUCACUCUGAACAGCACUUCCAGCACCAUGUGGCUGGAGUUUAUAAGUAACAGUGACAAUAUAAGCAAAGGUUUUGAGCUGCACUUUACCAGUUUUGAAUUGGUGAAGUGUGAAGACCCAGGGGUGCCUCAGUUUGGAUUUAAACGGGAAGACAAAGGUCACUUUGCGGGCAGUACAGUGUCAUAUAGCUGUGACCCUGGCUACACUUUAAAGGGCCCAGAGGUUCUGACAUGUCUCAGAGGGGAGAGAAGAGCAUGGGACAACCCCCUCCCACUGUGUGUCGCCGAGUGUGGAGGAACGAUUAAAGACGAGCCCAUGGGCCGGAUUCUGUCUCCCAGUUACCCAGCGCCUUAUGAGCACAACUUGCACUGUAUCUGGACCAUUGAGGCGGCACUUGGAAGCACCAUCAGGUUGCAUUUCCUGGUCUUCCAUACAGAGGAGGUACAUGAUGUUUUGCAGAUUUGGGAUGGGCCUCAGGAUGGAGGUGUGCUUCUGAGAGAGCUGAGUGGCUCUACACUUCCCCCAGACCUCCACAGCACCUUUAACUCUGUCAGCCUGCAGUUCACAACUGACUUCUUCACCAGCAAGCAGGGUUUUGCUCUGCAGUUCUCAGUUUCAACUGCCACUUCCUGUAAUGAUCCUGGCAUUCCAACUAAUGGCACUCGCAUUGGAGACAGCCGAGAGCCAGGGGAUCGUGUGCUGUUUCAGUGUGAUGCCGGAUACAUUCUAAAAGGGGCGACCAAGAUCACAUGUACCGAGAUCAACAACCGUUUCUUCUGGCAGCCUGAUCCACCCACCUGUUCUGCUCCAUGUGGAGGAAAUCUGACUGGCCCUAGUGGACUGAUCCUGUCCCCUGAAUACCCAGAACCCUACCCCCAUGGCAGAGAAUGCGACUGGACAGUUAUAGUAACUCUUGACCACAUCAUAUCGCUCAACUUCAAUCAUUUUAGCCUGGAGCCAAGCUAUGACUUUCUGCAUGUCUAUGAUGGGCCUGAUUCUCUCAGCCCACUGCUGGGCAGCUUUUAUGGCACAGACGUCCCUGAGCACAUUGAAAGCAGCUCCAACACGCUCUUCCUCGCCUUUCGCAGUGAUGCCUCACUUAGCAGCAAUGGAUUUGUCCUGCAGUACACAGAAAAUCCCAGAGAGUCAUGCUUCGAGCCGGGUCUGGUGCGCAAUGGAACUCGUGUUGGCACUGAGCUAAAGCUGGGGGCAACUGUCACCUAUUACUGUGAAAAUGGCUAUACACUAGAUGGAGAUGCCACUCUCUCUUGCAUCAUGGGGGGAGACAGCAAGCCUGAAUGGAACAAACCAAAGCCUGUUUGCAUAGCUCCAUGCGGUGGUCAGUAUUCUGGGUUAGAGGGGGUAGUGCUCUCCCCUGGUUACCCUGGAAACUACAGCAGUGGGAGAACCUGCCUCUACUCUGUCAUUGUGCCGAAAGACUAUGUGGUGUUCAGCCAGUUUGCAUACUUCCAUACUGCACUAAAUGAUGUUGUGGAGGUAUACGAUGGACCUACCCAGCAUGCCCGUGUCCUGAGCUCUCUAUCUGGAGCACACACAGGUGAAUCAUUGCCGCUAGCCACCUCCAACCAGAUCCUCAUACGCUUCUCGUCCAAGGGUCAGUCAAGCUCAAGGGGUUUUCACCUGGUCUACCAAGCUGUUCCAAGGACCAGCGCAACCCAGUGCAGCUCGGUCCCUGAGCCCAGGCACGGCAGGCGAACAGGAAACAACUUUGCGGUUGGAGCUGUGGUUAGUUUCGAGUGCAAUGCAGGAUACGUCCUGGAGGGGCCCAGUGCCAUCGAGUGCCUGACUGUACCCAAUGCUCUGGCUCAGUGGAAUGGCAGCAUGCCCAGCUGCAUUGUGCCAUGUGGAGGGAAUCUAACCCAGCGAAUAGGCACUAUUCUGUCCCCUGGCUACCCUGAGCCUUACCUGAACAGCCUGAGCUGCGUGUGGAAGAUCACUGUGCCUGAGGGAAUGGGAAUCCAGAUCCAGGUGAUUAGCUUUGUGACUGAGCAGAACUGGGACUCUCUUGAGGUGUUUGAUGGUGGUGACAACACUGACACCAUGCUGGGAAGCUUCUCAGGUACAACAGUCCCAGCCAUCCUGAACAGCACCUCCAACCAGCUUUACCUGCACUUUUUCUCAGACAUCAGUGUUUCUGCUGCUGGUUUCCGUUUGGAGUACAAAACUGUGUCCCUCACAAGCUGUCCUGAGCCGGUUGUACCCAUGAAUAGCUUCAAAGUGGGUGAGAGGCUACAGAUGAACAAUGUGGUGUCCUUCCAGUGUGACCCUGGUUAUACUCUGCAGGGAGUCUCCCAUAUCUCUUGCAUGCCAGGGCCUGUGCGCCGCUGGAACUACCCACCUCCUCUCUGUAUUGCUCAGUGUGGGGGGAUCAGAGAGGAGAUGGAAGGCACCAUACUUAGCCCUGGUUUCCCUGGAAACUACCCUAGCAACAGUGACUGCACCUGGAGGAUUUACUUGCCAGUUGGUUAUGGAGCUCAUGUGCAAUUCCUCAACUUUUCCACUGAGGCCAACCAUGAUUUCCUGGAAAUUAGGAAUGGACCUUUCGACACCAGCACUGUGAUUGGCAGAUUCAGCGGGCAGGACUCACCACCCUCUCUUCUAACAACCUCCCAUGAGACCACAAUAUAUUUCCAUAGCGAUCACUCUCAGAAUAAGCCUGGCUUCAGAUUUGAUUAUCAGGCCUAUGAACUUCAGGAGUGUCCUGACCCUGAACCUUUUCGCUAUGGUGUGGUGGUGGGGGCUGGUUACAACGUGGGCCAGUCCAUCUCAUUUGAGUGCUAUCCAGGGUAUCAACUGAUGGGGCACUCCUUUCUUACCUGUCAGCAUGGCACAACGCGCAACUGGGAUCAUCCGUUUCCUCACUGUGAAGUGCCCUGUGGAGGUAAUAUUACAUCAGACAAUGGCACAAUCUUCUCCCCUGGUUACCCAGAGGACUACCCCACUUCUGCAGACUGCAGCUGGCUGAUUACAGUGGCACCUGGCUUGGGCAUUCGGCUUAAUUUCACCCUUCUGCAAGUCCAUGGCCCACAGGACUUCAUCACUGUCUGGGAUGGACCUCAGGAUACGGCUCACAAAUUGGGAGUGUUUACAGAGGGAGAACCCAAUAACCCACCCAGCAGCACAUCAAAUCAAGUUUUAAUACGUUUCCGGAGCAGCUCUGAAAAAGGCGGACUGUUCAAGAUCAACUACCAAGCCUAUAGACUUCAGUUUUGUUUGCCACCCCCCAUCAUUCCAAAUGCAGAAAUUCUGAUGGCCAGCAAGGAGUUUAAGAUUGGUGACAUUGUGCGCUACAGGUGUUUGCCAGGAUAUCAGUUAAAUGGGAACAGCAUUCAAACCUGUCGCCUGGGGACACACCUGGAGUUUGAAGGGCCCCCACCAUCAUGUGAUAUUACUUGUCCAAUGAACCAGGUGCUAACAGCCUCCACUGGGAUAAUUCUGAGUCAGUCACCUGGCAGCAGCCUCCCGCACUUUGAGUCCUGCUCUUGGGUGGUGAAGGUGGAGUCGGGUUACAACAUCACUUUCAAUGUUGAAAACUUUCAGACAAGCAGACAGUUUGAUGAACUGGAGAUCUAUGAUGGUCCCUCGAGACAGAGUCCGCUGCUCAUUUCUCUGAGUGGGAACUUUUCAUCUCCCCUCAGUAUUACCAGCUCAUCAAACAAGGCUUAUCUGCACUGGUCCUUCGAUCACACCUCCAGCCACAAGGGUUUUCGUAUCCGCUACUCAGCGGCAUACUGCAGCACCCCGGACCCUCCCGUGAAUGGCUCAGUACACAGCCAGACAGGCACAAAGCUGGGCAGCACCUUGCGCUUCAGCUGCGACCGAGGCUUCAACCUGAUUGGCCAGAGCACCGCCACCUGUACCCGAACCCCGCAGGGCAUCUACCAAUGGAAUGCUCCAGUGCCGUUUUGCCAAGUUGUGUCCUGUGGGAUGCCCAUUGCUCCAGUGAAUGGCACUAUCGUUGGGCAGCACUUAACUCUUGGCUAUAGGGUCACGUUCUCUUGCAACCCUGGUUUCCGACUGGCUAACAGUCAGCCAGUGUCAACGGUUUGCCAAGAGUCAGGGAGAUGGAGCCCAAUGGAGACCCGCCCUCGCUGUGUCCCUGUUACUUGCCCUGACAUCGGCCACUCUGCAGUGGAUCAUGGGAGAUGGAGACUUAUCUACGGCAUGCAGAAUAAAUAUGAGGCCAUGAUGAUGCUGACCUGUGACCCUGGAUAUUUCUACAAGGGGCAAAGGGUCAUCCGUUGCCAGGCUAACGGCACAUGGGAUUACCCUCAUCCCAGACCGUCCUGUGAAAUUAUCUCAUGUGGGGACCUUGGCACUCCUCCGAAUGGGAAUAAGAUAGGAACAUUGACUGUAUAUGGAGCUACAGCUAUUUUUUCCUGUAACACUGGUUAUACUCUGGUGGGCUCCAGAGUGAGAGAGUGCAUGUCCAACGGCCUGUGGAGUGGAGCUGAGGUCCAGUGUCUUGCUGGACACUGUGGCACACCUGAGCCUAUUGUGAAUGGUCAGAUCAUUGGAGAGAACUAUAACUACAGAGGUAGUGUUGUUUACCAGUGUAAUCCUGGAUUCCGACUUAUUGGUGUGUCAGUCCGCAUCUGUGAGCAGGACCACCGCUGGUCUGGAAAGACUCCUGUCUGUGUCUCUAUCACCUGUGGACAUCCAGGCACCCCUGGUAAUGGUGUGACUCAGGGAACACAGUUUAACCUGAACGACAUUGUGCGUUUUUCCUGCAACCCUGGUUAUGUUCUACAGGGUGCGAUCAAGUCUCACUGCCAGCCCAGUGGCCAGUGGAGCAACACUCUCCCCAGGUGCAAAAUUGUGAACUGCACUGAUCCAGGACAUGUUGAGAAUGGUGUCAGACAGGUCCUGCCCAGCGGGCCUCAUCGUUACAGUUUCCAGACCACAGUCUCUUACAGCUGUAACCCUGGAUACUACCUGCUGGGCACCAGCACUCUGAGCUGUCAGGGAGAUGGCACGUGGGACCGCUCCCUACCCAAGUGCCUCUUGAUUCUCUGCAGUCGUCCCAGCAUGCCUCCAUAUGCACAGAUCUCUGGGGACAGACGCACAGUGGGCUCCGUUAUCCGCUUCAGCUGCAUUGGCCAGCGCACCAUUGUGGGCAAUACCACCCGCAUGUGCCAGCUGGACGGCCAAUGGAGCGGCUCCCUACCACACUGCUCCGGGGAUUCUGCUGGUCUGUGUGGAGACCCUGGCGUUCCGGUGCACGGUAUCCGUCUGGGAGAGGAGUUCUCCGUACGGAGCGUUGUACGAUUCAGCUGUGAGCCUGGAUACAUUCUGAAGGGCUCCUCUGAACGAACCUGCCUGGCCAAUGGCUCCUGGGUGGGCAUCCAGCCAGAGUGCCAUGUGGUCUCAUGUGGCAACCCUGGCACUCCUCGCAAUUCAGUAAUCCAAUUCCAUGAUGGAAUUGUCUUCUCCCGCUCUAUCACCUAUGACUGCAGAGAAGGCUACUACUCCACUGGCUUGCUCACCCGUCAUUGCACCGUCAACGGCACCUGGACCGGGGAUAUGUUGGAAUGCACAGUCAUUAACUGUGGAGAUCCUGGAGUGCCUGCUAAUGGUAUCAGACUGGGUAGUGACUUUACCUACGGCCACACUGUGAGCUUCCAGUGCUCACCAGGCUUCACUAUGGACGCUGACCGUGCCUCCACACUCAUCUGCACCAAAGACCGCACCUGGAAUGGCACCAAGCCUGUUUGCAAAGCCAUUGUGUGUGCAGUUCCGCCCAGUAUCCCUAAUGGACAAGUGGUAGGUUCUGACUACCAGUGGGGCUCAAGUAUUAGCUAUGCCUGUAAUCAGGGUUACCAGCUUUCCCUUCCAACCAUCCUCACCUGCCAGGGCACUGGAAACUGGAGUGGUGAACGGCCUCAAUGUUUUCCUGUAUUUUGUGGAGAUCCAGGAAUUCCAGCCCAGGGCAAGCGGGAAGACCGAGGGUUCACUUACCUGUCCUCUGUUUCCUUCUCAUGUUACCCACCUUUGAUUCUGGUUGGCUCUGCUCGCCGUUACUGUCAAUAUGAUGGAACCUGGAGUGGAACCCAGCCAUCUUGUAUAGAUCCUAGUCACACCAACUGUGUAGAUCCUGGAACUCCUCUCUUUGGAUAUCAGAACAACUCUCAAGGCUACCAGAUUGGCAGUUCAGUAUACUACAGCUGCAGAAAGGGCCACAUUCUCCUUGGCUCCAUCUCUCGUAGCUGUCUGCCCAACCUCACCUGGAGUGGCAUGCAGCCUGAGUGCAUUGCUCAUCAUUGUAAUCAGCCUGAACUCCCCACACAGGUGGAUGUAGGUGCUAUAGAGCUGCCAUCUCUGGGUUAUACACUUAUCUACACCUGUCAGCCUGGCUUCUACCUGGCUGGAGGGUCCGAGCACCGCACCUGCAGGGCCGAUGGCAGCUGGACAGGGAAGCCUCCACUGUGUACACUGAAGGGCAAGAGACAGGACCAAGAGACCGUUCCAAGAGUUUCAGUGCCAAGUGGAGUGUUUGCUAAGAACUCUCUUUGGAGGGGUUCAUACGAAUAUUUAGGAAAGAAGCAGCCAGCAAUGCUGAGCAUAACUGCUUUUGAACCAUUCAGCAAUCGGGUCAACGGCACUCUCAUGGACCACAGUGGAGUACAGCUCAAUCUAGCUGGUACUUAUAAGAAGGAAGAGGACCAGCUGUUGCUGCAGGUGUAUCAGAUCCGCGGGCCUGUGGAGAUCUUUGUUAACAAGUUCAAAAUUGACAACUGGGCUCUGGAUGGACAUGUGUCAUACAUACCUUCUUCUGACACUUUUGUGUACCAAGGCUUUGUUAGAGGAAAAGGCUUUGGCCAGUUUGGACUUCAGAGGCUGGAGGGGAUUGAUCCAAAUGGGGAGAAUCCAGGCUACAACUUUGCCUCCAAUAGCAGUUCAGUGGCAGCAGCCAUUUUAGUGCCUUUUAUAGCUAUGAUCAUAGCAGGCUUUGCGCUCUAUCUCUACAAACACAGGAAAAGGCCAAAAGUACCAUUCAAUGGUUACGCGGGCCAUGAGAACACCAACGGAAGGGCGACCUUCGAGAACCCAAUGUAUGACCGCAACAUCCAGCCCACUGAUAUCAUGGCAAAUGAGACAGAGUUCACGGUCAGCACGGUGUGCACUGCAGUAUAGCGACCGCUUUCGUCAAAGGUUGGAUAUUAUCUUUCCUUCUCCACACAACUGUUCUCAUAGUUAUGAAUGGGCCAAAUGGAUGAACAAAAGAGGAGGAUUUUGUGUGUGUGUGUGUGUUAACCAAACCCAAUUGUGACAAAAAAAGUGAUAAACCCUGACAAUGAUGCAGCAAAAAAAGCAUCAACAGAGAAACACAGAGACAACCACAUUAAAAACUCUUAUGCUGUUCUCCUCUUUUUGCCCUAUGAGGGAACCUCCUGUUAACCGUGGAACUGCACAGGGACAAAUGUGAUGCUCACAGCUAUCGCUUGCCAAAUAAAAACACAAGUGGUUAAUUUGUUUGGUUAAACGAGGGCCCCCCAUUCUUACUUGUGAGGUGGAGGAAGUCUUCAUGGGGACAUUGGUUGUGCUCAGGAAGUCAAAAGUGUCUCCUGGAGAGCUGAAGCUUGUUUUACUUUUGUACAUUGAGUUCUUUCCACGGAGUGUGUUUUAGCUCGUAUUCCCCUUUACAAAUCGAAAUAGUAAAAUUGCAAACAAGUGCAGACUUUGUUCACAUUACUGAGGACAUUCUCACUGACAUCUUCACUAUCAAUUCCCUGAAAAUGCAACAAAACCUGAGGGCUCAGACCUCCAAAUGAAGUGGAAUGAGAUUCUGGGGCUUAAUAGAAGACAUGGAUUCUAUCUGUAGCAUCUCUCUCUACUCAUUCCUGCCUGCAGAAAAGUUUUUUGCACCAUCUUAUCACAAUCCUGACUGAAAUUGGACAGUCACUGCAAGCCUCCGAGUAGCCAGUUGGAGGAGAUCAUGAAAAGACACGGUGAACGUGUUUUGUGUUUUUUGAGUUCAGAGGCUUUAUGAAGCUGAUGUCAUGGCCAUUAUCUGCUGCUAUUUAUUUUCCGCAUUGACAGAAGAAUUGCAGCCUACAUUUGAAAGCAACUGUAAAGCAUCUAUAUUUCUUUGGAGAGCUAUGUAAACAGCACUGUGCCCUUCCUCGUCUGAUUGGUCUUCAAAGUAUCUUCUGAGUUGUGAUUGGUUUGUAGGCUGGGAUGUAAUGCGGAAGAACGAUUUGCUAGCAUUUAAAGAUAUGAUGUCAUUGAUUUCAGACUUUAGGUUGGGUUCAGAGGUUCUGUGGGAGGUUUCUGAUGUCAUUGGAAUGGUAUGAAUCAAACUUUUUAUUAUAUAUAUAUAUAUAUAUAUAUAUAUAUAUAUAUUUAUAGAGCCCUUGGACACUUGAAGUGCGAAGGCAAAUAUAUGACUCAAGACAUUUCUUUCAUUACCAGAUGAGCAUUCUGUCCUCAUGUUCUGAAGUCAAGGAUAAAAAUCACAUUAGGUUUAAAAUGGAGCCAGCACCAAAUGAGCAUCGAAAUAUUUUAAAAUGUCUGUAGCAUUGUCAUAAUCUCUUUCCAUACUAAGACCUUUGUGUCAUCCAUGCCCACUCCACACUUUUGAUAGGUAAAUGAGACUUAAAGAUCUCACCCUUGAGUAACAUAUCCAAUGCCGAUUAUUUAUUUGCAGACUCGUGUCCCAAAACGUUAAUGGGAAGGUUUGAAAAUGAGCAACAGCAUAGGUUUUAACAGCAAGUUUACAGUUUUCAAAACUAGAGGAGGAUAGAUAACUUUGAUGAUGAAACACUCAACUUAAACCUUUAAUCUGCAUCACACUCAAUAUUCAUAUGCAGUGCUAAAUAAGACUGCAGCUGUUGUUUUAUGAAAAGAUGUUGAAUGCAAUAUGAUAGGAAGAGAUGAUAAAUGAAACAUUUUUUGUCAAUGUUCCAAGUACAUUAUAUUCUAGGGAGCUGUUUCCUUUAAAUGGCCAAUGUUUAAGUGAUUUUCAGUUAUUGAAUAUCAAUGUCACAGCUGUCCUUCUCUUAUGGCUUAGUUAUUUGUUACCUGCUAUAUUUGCAUUUAUUUUCAUGAGAAUUCCUGUAGUUUAUUUGCUGUACACUAUACUUCUGAAAACAAUUGCUGAAUUGUUGCUUCAGUUUGUUUUACCGCUCUUUGGUAUGAUUACUUUAACAGGUUUGUUACUUUUGAAAUCAAUAGCUUAUCAUGGUUGUGUUAAUACAAUAUCACCCAGUGCUUGUUUCAAUUGUGAGUUGAUAUAAAAGGUAAAUAUUGGAUUUCCCUUGGGAUUUCACAGGCAAAGCGUUAGGCAGGCACAUUAUCUUAUACCUGUUGGUAUUCACUUUAUAUUUUUAAGAUUGUAUUCUUUCCUAGCCUAUUACUUUUCAUUUUGGAGUGCUUCAUCAGUGUGGAUGGCGUCUCACUAAGUGUUUGUGUUCCCACAUAUCAGACAUCAGUUAUGAUUAUUUCACUGCAGUUUAUCUCCCACCGGCUUGGCUUUUUACAUUAUCUCACCCUGGUGUUUUAUGUCUUAGCAAACCAACAACAAUAGAAGUGGAUAAAAAGUGCAUUAAAAAGCUGUCAGAUUUAUAAUAUUCACUUAAGAUUAUCAACUAAGUGUAUCCUUUUAAAAUCCUAUGAGAAGAUGCACCUUGCAAGUGAUAAACAAAAACAAAUUCAAGGCACAAGGGCUUUAGAGUCACAUCUCUUUAUAAGUGUGUGUAUAUAUACAGUAUAUAUAUAUAUAUAUAUACACACACACACCAAUCAGCCACAACAUUAAAACCACCUGCCAAAUAUUGUUAAUGUUCACAUCAACCAUCAGAAUGGGAGAAAAAAAAAUGGACCAUGGCAUGAUUGUUGUUGCUAGAUGGGCUGGUUUGAGUAUUUCUGUAACUACUGAUUUCCUGGGAUUUUCACACACAAGUCUUUAGAAUUUACUCAGAAUGGUGCCAAAAACAAAACAAAAAAAUCCAGUGAGUGGUAAUUCUGCGGACGGAAAUGCCUUGUUGAUGAGAGAGGUCAACAGAGAAUGGCCAGACUGGUUCGAUGUAACAAAGUCUACUGUAACUCAGAUAACCCCUCUGUACAAUUUUGGUGAGAAGUGGGUUGGCACUGUUUUGGCGGCACGAGGGAGAGCUACACAAUAUUAGGCAGGUGGUUUUAAUGUUGUGGCUGAUCAGUGUGUGUGUGUG
Myxocyprinus asiaticus (Chinese sucker) is the source of this 13741-nucleotide messenger RNA. Its product is annotated as CUB and sushi domain-containing protein 2-like. NCBI's taxonomy places the organism in Eukaryota, Metazoa, Chordata, Actinopteri, Cypriniformes, Catostomidae. Bases 18 to 10706 code for a protein of 3562 amino acids. The record is from RefSeq and is a predicted model, not a curated record. The transcript is spliced from 71 exons.